Molecule: messenger RNA, 1968 nt
Organism: Orbicella faveolata
Lineage: Eukaryota; Metazoa; Cnidaria; Anthozoa; Scleractinia; Merulinidae
Source: RefSeq, a predicted model, not a curated record
UACAAUCUAGUAUGCAUAGUUACGCUCCAUGUAUGAGCUACUGUAAAGCAUUUCACUUUAAGCACGUAAUAUCUGUUUUCUGUUUUUAUCAGGUGCACGUAUCUCUCUCCUCGUCUGUGGCUGACCACUGUAGUACAUACGCUUUGAGCGAUGAAAAAGAGCCUUUGUUCAGCAGCCCAUGUGAUCAUUAUCAUGGUAAUUCAUGCUCUCAAUGCGAAGAAUUGAAAACUAAAAUAUCUGACAUCCAGGCAUACUUACAACGAGAAGAUCUGGGACUACCAGAAGAAGAGUUGGAUGACUUGCGCCAUAUUUGCGACGAGGCAGCUCAAAAUGUUCUGUCCUGGAAGGCCCAUCAACUGAGGAGCAAAAUUCAGGACACUGCCAGAAUAGACGUACUCGACCAACUAGACGAGUCAUCCGUCAUGAUCACCCAGGACUGGGCCAUGAAAUUUUUGCCACAGAAAUACCGUGAAUCUCAAACUGACUGGUUUGCAAAGAGGGGCAUUUCGUGGCACAUAAGUGUGAUUGCAAGAAAACAUCAGGGAAAUCUAAAGAGUCAGUCCUUCGUGCACAUUGUCAAAAACUGCAGUCAAGACAGCUCGGUGGUUAUCCGCAUCAUGGAACACGUAUUACGCACACUGAAAACGGAAAAUCCUGAACUCACCACAGCAUUUUUCCGGAGCGAUAAUGCCGGAUGCUAUCACAAUUCAACCAUGCUAGCUGCGUGUCGUUCUAUGGGGGCUGCCACUGGAAUCACUCUUUCUAGAGUGGACUUUAGUGACCCUCAAGGAGGGAAAGGCCCAUGCGACCGCAAAGCAGCCAGCAUCAAAGCACAUGUCCGCAGAUUUAUAAAUGAGGGGCACGAUGUCCAAACUGCGGAGGAUUUAGAAACUGCGAUGCUAUCAGCUGGAGGACUCACUGGGAUCAGAGUGGCUCUUGUUGAUUCAUUGGGGAUCAAAGAGAACCCCAUCAAAUGGGAUGGCAUAAGCUUGAUUAACAACCUACAGUACACGGGCACAACGAUAACAGUAUGGCGAUCCUACAACGUCGGCAGUGGAAAGACAGUCGACAAACAACUACCAAAAGCCACAACCAGUUUCAGUGGCACGUUACAACAAACAUUUUCAUCGGGGAACUUUGUGGAUUGCAGCAAGGGGGUGCGUCAGACACGCAGCCAGAAGUCUUCAGAUGAACAUUCUCUUUCUGAAGUGCCAGAGACAGCAGAGGGAGAUGCAGGGGUAGGUGUUUUCCAGUGUCCCAGUGAAGGAUGUAUCAAGGUCUAUCAAAGAUACUCAGCCCUUGAAAAGCACCUGUCAUACGAAAAGUGUGAAUUGCUCCCAGAGAAAGCCACACUUCUUGACCAAGCGAAAGAAAUGUACCAUCUUAAAUUAACUGAAGGAAGGAGCGCAGGAGCGACAAGCCAUGAUGAGAGAACCGUUCCUCGGGAACUUGCCGCAAAUACCAGUCAGCUGGCGAGAGGUUGGGCGUUGAAGCAAACAAAAAAAUCCGGGCGCCUCAGUGAAACCCAAAAGAAGUACCUUAAUGAAAAGUUUAGUAUCGGGCAGCAAACCGGUCACAAAGUGGAUCCACUGUCGGUAGCUCGCGACAUGCGCUACGCCAAAAAUGCCAUGGGUAACCGGCUGUUCACCCGAGAUGAAUUCCUAAGUGCACAACAAAUACAGUCCUACUUUUGUCGGCAAGCUGGGAAACUACGCCAUCAACAUGCAGAGGAUGACAGUAGUGAUCGCGAGGCUGCUGUCGACCAACAGCAGUAUUGGGACACUCGGACAGAAGUUCUACGAGAAGUUCAGCUCCAGCAUCCUAUCACUUAUGACAAUCUUGAUCUUUGCACCUUGUAUCAUGCGAACAGGCUGAAUCAGCUUAGUGUUACCGUGUUAAAGUACAUUUGCGAAUACUUCGAUAUAAACAAGGAGCAACUAACGCUUCGCAGGAAGACGCCUUAUAUUA